CAAAAUCAAUAGUAAUAUUUUAAAUAAAAGUCCAGUUCUUGUUCCUGACUGUCUUAAUCUAGUCUUUAAUUAUUUAGCAAAUGAUAAAAAUACUUUAUUUUCAUGUCUAUUUGUAAAUCACUUAUGGUGCAAUUUAGCCGCUCAACAUUUAUGGAAAGAUCCUUUUUCGUUGACUUCGAAAAUUCAAAAGGUAAAACUUUUUCAAGUCUACGUAUCAAGUUUACCACAUAAAGAAAUACGACAACUUAACGAGAAAGGUUUGAAGAUUCCAAAUCUUGUAACUCCAAACUUUAAACUUCCAUAUUUUUCUUAUUUAAAACAAAUUUUUUAUCGAAAAAUUGAAGAAUGUGCACUUGAAUGGCUUUUAUAUGAGGAUGAUUCAGAUUCUAGUGAUAAAUUUUCAUUGAAUUGUUUCGAAAAUAUGGAAUAUAAUGAUGAUGACAUUUCUGAUGAGGAAUAUGAACCAACAGAAUCAGAAUUAGAAGUUAGUUCUGAAGAAAGUUCUGAUGAAUGUUCUGAAGAUGAUAGUGGAUCUAUGAAAAUAGUUUUUAGAGAUACAUUUUUUCAACAAGAUCCAAAUCAUCCAGUAUUUGCCCUUCAUCAGAAAGCAUUAACUUUUGCAGUAUUUAAACAACUUCUUGCAAGUUGUAACAAAUUAGAUGUGUUAAACAUGUCAUUAUUUUCUUCAAAUUCAACUAUUCCAGAUAUUGUUCUUAUACCAGGAUGUCAUACAGCAUUUUCUGAUAUAACCGUAUUUAAUUUUUUUCAAAAAGGAAUUUAUGGGGAUGCAGAACGAGCUAAAAUCAUCUGCUUCUUGAAUAUACUUGGAUAUUCGUCUCGUAAUAUUUCUAAGAUUGGAAUAAUCGUAGACACAGAGAUAGAAGAGACCUAUAUAUCAAAUUUAAUUAAUGUUCAAGAAGAUCUUAAAUACUUAACAAUUAAAUAUGCACAGGGUCGUACAAACCUGCAAUCAUUUCUGGAAUCUAUACCUCAAACCUUAGUGUACUUGGAGUUAUAUGCUGUUAAACUUAGCGAUUGUUCAUUCAACGCUCUUUUUGAAUGUAAAAAUUUAGAAGAAAUUAAAUUAGUAAGAUGUCGAUUUAUUUGUCAUAAAUUAGAUCAAGAACAGGUGUCAGAAUCUGAAGGUCUUAAAUUGAGAAAGAUCUUUUGGAAAGAGAAUGUAUAUAAUCAUUAUAAAUAUUUUGUAUCUCUCAUUAGAGGUGCAAAUAAAACCCUUAAAGAAGUUGUACUCUGCCUCCCCGCGAAUCGAGUAAGAGACGUUACUGAUACUAAUGAAAUUUUAAAUGCUCUUGCCAAAUUUUGCCCAAACAUUAAGCUCUUUGCGAUUCUGGACGUUUACUCGUAUUAUACACAACUCGUAAAAGUAUUUGAAUCCUAUCCUUGGGAAAAUUUAACUUCUUUAACAUUAGGAUCAGAACAUUCUUAUUCAGUACCGUAUAUUGCCAUAGAUAGAUUGGCUCCAUACCUUCCUGCGUCUUUACGCAAGUUGCGUAUUGCGUGUGCAGUAUCUGAGCAAGAUUUAAAAACUUUCUUUGACAAAUGUCAAGCACCAAUUGAAGAGUUGAGUAUUCCUAAUUUGAAUCAAAUAUUUACAAAUCGUCAUUUGAGAAUUAUUAGAGAUUACAUCAAGGAAAAGAGAACUUUGAAACAAUUUGAUUUUGAAUUUAGUCACAAUCAAGUAAUUUCUUACGAAUUAUGGAAAGAAAUAAAAGAAAUGGUAGAUACUAGAACACAUCAUCUUUUUGAUCCAUUUUAUUAUCCUCCUUGUGAUCUAUUUUAAGGUUAGAGUUAGGUUAGUGUUAGGUUAGAAUUAGAGUUAAGUUGGAGUUAGGUUGGAGUUAGGUUGGAGUUCGACUGUCUCGUGCCCUAAUUGUUUCCUGCAAUUAGCGAAGCAAUCGAUCCACGUCUUCCUGCAUAAUUCCGUGCUGGGUAAUGGGUUUCAAAACAACAGAAUCUUGGGAAGUAACAAACUUAGACCAGAUUAGACAAGAAUGUUAGAUUUAGGUUAAAGUUAGAAUUAGGGAAAUAAAAAAGUGUUAUAGAAUUAGG
Rhizophagus irregularis DAOM 181602=DAOM 197198 is the source of this 2070-nucleotide messenger RNA. NCBI's taxonomy places the organism in Eukaryota, Fungi, Glomeromycota, Glomeromycetes, Glomerales, Glomeraceae. The record is from RefSeq and is a predicted model, not a curated record.